Molecule: messenger RNA, 1263 nt
Organism: Aspergillus sclerotioniger CBS 115572
Lineage: Eukaryota; Fungi; Ascomycota; Eurotiomycetes; Eurotiales; Aspergillaceae
Product: putative transcriptional regulator
Exons: 3
Coding region: 452-928 (158 amino acids)
Cellular component (GO): nucleus
Source: RefSeq, a predicted model, not a curated record
UGCGGGUUGGUGGUGUGGUUCCGUGUAUUGGUCACGCAUGAUACAUUCUUAAGAACAAGAGACAUCUAUUGACUUGUUUUGCCGUGUACAGGAAGAAGAAGAAAAAGCUGCCGAGGACUCCACACCAAAUGACGACCGAGAAGAUGUUGCUUUAUCUGCCUCCGAAGAUGCUAAGCCCGCCAAAAGGACAAAACAAGAGAAAACAUCAGCGUCAAGAAAACGCCGUAAGACCGCCGCGGAAUCGGAUGACGAAAACGCAGCUAGCGAGUCAGACGAAGAUGAGGUAGAGAAGCCCACCAAGAAACAACCCAAGGGAACGCAGAGGAAGCCGUCGCCGAAGCCAUCGCCAAAGCCCUCAGAGGAGUACGUGCGGGAUGAGUCCGAUAGCGAGAAUAACGAGGAGGCCACAACGGAGGUCAACCAAACGCGGAAAGACGACUCCGAGAGCGAGAUGUCGGUGGUUCUGGACGAGGAGCCCAAGCCCAAGCCCAGUCGCAAACGACAGAAAAGCGCCGACGCACCCUCAAAAAAGACUAAGAAACAGACAACGGCGAAGGGUAAAGAUGCAGAUAUCGACCCCAACCAAGCAGAGAUCAAGCGACUGCAGGGUUGGCUACUGAAGUGUGGCAUUCGCAAGAUGUGGGCACGGGAGCUGGCUCCCUACAGCACGCCCAAGGCGAAGAUCAAUCACCUCAAGGGCAUGCUGAAAGAAGCGGGCAUGGAAGGGCGCUACUCGGUCGACAAGGCCAAUCGAAUCCGUGAGGAGCGCGAACUCAAGACUGACCUGGAGAUGGUCCAAGAGGGGGCCAAGCGAUGGGGUAAAGAAGACGCCAGUGAAAACAGUGACGACAGUCGACCAAAACGGCGGCUGAAUCGCGGGCGCAAGAGUCUAGCCUUUUUAGAGAGCGAGGGUGAGGAAACAGACUGAUAGCGGAUGACGGUUGCUGGAUGUUUAGCUGUCGCAGUAUCUGCCUGGAGCAGGCUGUGGAUCGUAAUGACGUUCGAGGUAAUUGAAUAAUCUUGAGAGCAAUUCCAUCUCUGUUGGCUCAUCUUUCUUCAUUUCCCCGACUUUGUUCCGCCCAUGCGUUGAGCCACCAAACUGAAAACCGCGACGGAGGAGAUGAACAGGACGAGGUUGUAAAACGCAGUUCUAGAGUGCUCGUUCUCUUCGGCUUCUGUUCUGGCCUCGACGAACAGGCGUCGGAGAUUGGGGAGGUUUGCCAUGAUGUUCGGUAGCUCGGUGGACAACAGAAGAAAGGUGGA